Molecule: messenger RNA, 1101 nt
Organism: Dracunculus medinensis (Guinea worm)
Lineage: Eukaryota; Metazoa; Nematoda; Chromadorea; Rhabditida; Dracunculidae
Source: the annotation of a GenBank genome assembly
AUGAGUACACGAAAUCGAAGAGAUCUCGAGAAUCGAGAACUUGAAGCUUUGGCUCAAUUUCUUCCAUUAGCAGACGCAAUCACUGCACAGUUAGACAAGGCAUCAGUUGUAAGGCUGACAUGCGCAUAUCUCGCACUAAGACGUAUAUUUCCUGAAUUACCAGAACGAAGGGAACAAUUAUCAGAGAUCGGAUCAUUCCUACUGCAAACCCUUGAUGGCUUUGUAUUAUUUCUUGAUCCAGAAGGCAAAAUGAUGUAUGUCUCAGAAACCGCAUCGGUGCAUUUGGGUUUGUCGCAGGUUGAACUGAUAGGAUCUUCGAUAUUUGAUUUCUUGCAUCCUGAUGACGAAGCCGAAUUGCUUUUUCUCCUUUCUGCUGUCGAUUCUAAGCGUGUUAUUUAUGAAGUACCAUAUAUGGAAGAAAUCGAAAGAAUGUUUUUUAUUCGAAUGCGAUGCGUGCUUCCCAAACGAAAUGCUGGUAUAACUUACAGUGGCUACAAGACAAUAAGCUGUUGGGGUUACUCGAAAAUACAGCAUGAUAAAUUUGGAAGCAUGAAUCUUGGUGUAAUGGCAGUCGGAUAUAUGCUUAGCAGAAGCGGUGUCACCGAAAUUAAACUUCCUUCAUCAACUUUUAUGUUUCGCGCUCGUCUUGACUUCAGUAUAAUUUUUAUGGAUACCAGAAUUACCGCGCUAACCGAUUUCAAUGCAUCCUACCUUCUAGAGAAAUCAUUUUAUCAAAUUGUAAUGUUAGAAGAUACUUAUAUUAUCGAAAAAGCUCACAGAAUUUUACUCAACAAGAAUCAGUCAACCACAGGUUAUUAUAGAAUAUUAUAUCGAGACAAAGGUUAUGUUUGGGCUCAAAGUCAAUUUUGCAUCGUACCAAUGAGGAGGGCAACAAUUACGCAUUGUAUUGUUGCAGUGACGGAGAUAUUUAGUGAGCGCCAAAGUAAUUUAACCUACAGUUAUAUACAACAAAAUGCGGCCGGAAAUAAAAGUACUGCAAGUAACUGCACCCUGGGCGAAUAUUCAAAAGCAUUUUACAAAGGUGCUCUACUAUCAGCCAACCAAUUUGGUCGCGACAAAUUAAAACAUAUAUCGAAAUAA